CUAGAUACACCAUAUAGAUGCAUACAUAAGAGUAGGCGCUCUUCUCAUGAACAAGAUACUGAGCAACGCUCUCACCUAUGUAGCAAAGUAGCUGUGCUCAGCAAACGGAUUGUAACACUGACGCGGAUUUUUACUUGUUUCAGACGCGUCUUUUUUCUGAAUUGAGUGGCCUGAGCAGAAUGGUAUCCCUCGUGAAUUACGCGUGUAUUUUCUUGCCUCUUGCUCUCCAUCUGAUCGUCGGCCCCUGUCCCAGCUCUGCUGCCUCCACCAGGAGGUGUCACUCCAUCUAUAAGGGCUUCGCUCAGUGUCUGAUGGCUCUGGGAGACAGCCUGACCGACAGUGCCCAGAAAGAUGAGGACACACAGGAGAUACACACCAUCUGCAAGUCCUGGGAUGAGUUUCAUGACUGUGCAAACGUGGCGAUGGCCUGGUGUCCGGAUGAGGCUUCUGCUGUCUGGGAGUCUUUGCGACAGGAGUCCAAGAAGAUGCAGUUUUCUGGAAACCUGUAUUACAUGUGCUCCAGUCGUGACCAACCAGCUGCCAACGCUGAUGCCCUGAGCCCGUCCAACCAGGAAGAGAUUAGCCAGGAGUCUCUUAAAGCACACGCCCACUGUCCAGGUCCUGCCUCCUUCUUAUUGCUCCCCUCAUGUCUGUCUUUUCUGCUGCUGUUGCCUAGCCUAUAGACAUGACCAGAGUGAAGGGCAGGGAGGAACUCAUAGAGGACAUGUACAAACAGACAGUAUCAAUAAGUCACUCAUAUUUUUUUCUGUACUAAAAAGGAGUUGCAUAUAUUUCUAGCUGCACGUUCAGAUUGGCAGCUCCUCAUCUGUGUAGUGUAUUCAUUUCAUACACACAUAUCAUCUCUAUGGAUAACUUUAUAUGUUUGUACAAUACUACUGUCCUCAGAUUUUUUAUUCAUAGAAUUUAGAUGUGUAUUACAAUGAGUUUUGUUGCAAAACGCUACUUACAGUGCCUUGCAAAAGUUUUCACCCCCUUGGCAUGUUGUUGCAUUACAACCUGUAAUUUAAAUAGAUUUUUAUUUGGAUUUCAUUGUAAUGGACAUACACAAAAUAGUCCAAAUUGGUGAAGUGAAAUGAAAACAUAACUUGUUUCAAAAUAUUCAAAAAUAUUACAAUGGAAAAGUGGUGCUUGCAUGUGUAUUCACCCCCUUUGCUAUGAAGCUCUUAAAUAAGAUCUAGUGCAACCAAUUACCUUCAGAAGUUACAUACAUACAUUUGUUAAAUAAAGUGCACCUGUGUGCAAUCUAACUGUUACAUGAUCUGUCACAUGAUCUCAGUGUACAUAUACACCUGUUCUGAAAGGCCCCAGAGUCUGCAACACCACUAAGCAAGGGGCACCACCAAGCAAGCGGCACCAUGAAGACCAAGGAGUUCUCCAAACAGUGCAGGGACAAAGUUGUGGAGAAGUACAGAUCAUGGGUGGGUUAUAAAAAAAUAUCUUAAACUUUGAACAUCCCAUGGAGCACCAUUAAAUCCAUUAUAAGAAAAUGGAAAGAAUAUGGCACCACAACAAACCUGCCAGGAGAGGGCCGCCCACCAAAACUCAUGGACCAGGCAAGGAGGUCAUUAAUCAGAGAGGCAACAAAGAGACCAACGAUAACACUGAAGGAGUUGCAAAGCUCCACAGAGGAGAUUGGAGUAUCUGUCCAUAGGACCACUUUAAGCCGUACACUCCACAGCGCUGGGCUUUACGGAAGAGUGGCCAGAAAAAAGCCAUUGCUUAAAAAUAAAAUAAACAAACAUGUUUGUUGUUCACCAAAAGGCAUGUGGGAGACUCCCCGAACAUAUGGAAGAAGGUACUAAAAUGGAGCUUUCUGGCCAUCAAGGAAAACGCUAUGUCUGGUGCAAACUCUCUUCACCCCGAGAACACUAUCCCCACAGUGAAGCAUGGUGGUGGCAGCAUCAUGCUGUGGGUGUGUUUUUCAUUGGCAGGAACUGGGAAACUGGUCUGAAUUGAAGGAAUGAUGGAUGGCGCUAAAUACAGGGAUAUUCUUGAGGGAAACCUGUUUCAGUCUUCAAGCGAUUUUAGACUGGGACGGAGGUUCACCUUCCAGCAGGACAAUGACCCUAAGCAUACUGCUAAAGCAGCACUCGGGUGGUUUAAGGGGAAACAUUAAUGUCUUGGAAUGGCCUAGUCAAAGCCCAGACCUAAAUCCAAUUGAGAAUCUGUGGUAUGACUUAAAGAUUGCUGGAGCAGUUUAGCCUUGAAGAAUGGGCAAAAAUCCAAGUGGCUAGAUGUGCCAAGCAUAACACCAAGAGACUUGCAGCUGUAAUUUCUGCAAAAGGUGUCUCUACAAAGUAUUGACUUUGGUGGGGUGAAUAGUUAUCCACACUCACGUUUUCUGUUUUUUUUUGUCUUAUUUCUUGUUUGUUUCACAAGGAAAAAUAUCUUGCAUCUUCAAAGUGGUAGGCAUGUUGUGUAAAUCAAAUGAUACAAACCCCCCAAAAAAUCCAUUUUAAUUCCAGGUUGUAAGGCAACAAAAUCAGAAAAAUGCCAAGGGGGGUGAAUAGUUCCGCAAGCCACUGUAUCCAUUAUUUAGCUGGAAUGGAAUGUUCGUAUCCUGUAUAUUUAACAUAUCAAUUCAACACAUAAUAAAUAAUCUCAUGCUAUAGUACUUGGCACCCUAUUCCUUAUAUAGUGCACUAAUUUUAACCAGAGCCUAGAUCUCAUAUUACGGUAUUGAUAAAUGUUUUAAUAUAUAUAUAUUUUAAAUAUUAAUGUCCCAAAUGUAUCAUUUCUACAGUUCUUUAAUAAAAAUAUAAUUAUAUGUCACAUUUGACUGUGUAAAACCUUGCAGUACUACUCUUUUCUCUGAGAGGGAGGCGGAUACAAUGGGGUCUGAAAUUAUUGAGAGCCUUGAUAAAGUAAAUAAUGAAUGUAUAAAAUAAAUAAUUCAAGUAAUGAACUAUAUUGUAUGCUCCAAAAAAUGUGGAAAUUAUAUUUUAUACUAACACAAUUUCUCAAAGAAAGAGAUUUAGUUUAAUAAGUAAUCAUUUUUUUCUCAAAAAGGUGGGAGUCAAAAUGAUUGACAUCCCUAAAGAUUCUUAUAAAUAAAGUAGUCAAAAGUUGAGUAUUUGUUCCCAUUUAGCAUUUGUUCCUAUUCCUAGCAUGCAAUGACAACAUCAGGCUUGUUACUACAAACUUGUUGGAUGCAUUUGCAGUUAGUUUUGGUUAUGUUUUAGAUUAUUUUGUGCCCAAUAGAAAUGAAUGGUAAAUAAUGUAUUGAGUCAUUUUCAACUCACUUUUAUUAUAAAUAAGAAUAGAACAUGUUUCUAAACACUUACCAUGAUUAUGGGUAAUCCUUAAUGAAUUGUGAUUAAUGAUAAUUGAGAAAGUUACAGAGAGUCAAAGAUCAAACCUCCAAGACAUGCUAACCUCUCACCAU
Molecule: messenger RNA, 3406 nt
Organism: Oncorhynchus nerka (sockeye salmon)
Lineage: Eukaryota; Metazoa; Chordata; Actinopteri; Salmoniformes; Salmonidae
Product: neuritin-like
Exons: 3
Coding region: 180-683 (167 amino acids)
Biological process (GO): nervous system development; neuron projection extension
Cellular component (GO): plasma membrane
Source: RefSeq, a predicted model, not a curated record